UUGUAUUAAAAAACUAGUGGGUAUAGGUAGGGAAUUUUUUAGUUGACAUUGUUGAAUUUCUCGUUCUAAAGCCCACUCCUUGGGUGAAAUUCAAAGUAAACAUUGUUAAGUGUUUUUAGCCAAAUGGAAGAAAGUUCACUUGUUAACAAGUUGACUAUUGAUCGUGCGAAGAUUUUGGGAACAGGAAAAUACGGCAUUGUUUAUGAAGGCGUUUGGGGUGAAAAUCAAGUAGCCAUCAAAAGAAUUCCUAUAGAUAAUGUCGCGACUAGCAAUGAACGAGAAGUGAACGCGCUAAAAAAAUUUGACCAUGAAAACGUCAUCAAAUUGCUUCAAGUCGAGGAGGACAAAGACUUUAAAUGUUUUGUCCUUGAAUUGUGUAAGGCUUCUCUGGAUCAACUAUUUCUCAAAGAAAAUGACCCGAAAAAAUACAGUGGCCCAGUGCCGCCAGAAGCAGAAGUCCUACUUCAGUUGGCUAAAGGACUCGAGCAUAUACACAAAAACGAAUUAGUCCAUCGCGACAUCAAGCCAGAGAACGUCCUCAUUUGGGUGAAUCCACAAACUAACCAGGUUUUAAUGAAAUGGGCUGAUUUUGGUUUCAGUAAACAAGUCAACGAAAGGGGAACUUUCUCUAUGAGUGGAGUGAAGGGAACAUUACAUUGGUUAGCACCGGAAUUAUUGGCAUUACUGGACGAAUAUAGUUCUAGUGAAAACGAAAUUAAGAAAAGGGGAACCGUCAAGAGCGAUGUAUUUGCCGAAGGCCUCGUAUUUGGCUACUUCCUUUCGAAAGGGGUUCAUCCCUUUGGCACCUCAAGUUAUCAAAUUCCAACGAACGUACAAAAAAAGAGACCGACUAAUCUCCCCGAAACAAAAGAUAUUCGUAAAAUAAUAGAACAAAUGUUACACAAAAAACCAGAGAAUCGAAUUGCAUCAUCUGAUGUCGUUAAUCUACUCAUUAACAACCGGGAAAUCAGGACGAAAAAGAUGUUCACUUUAGUUGCCAAAAAAGAUCCAAGCGUGGAAGAAAUAAAAAUGCUGGUGCGAGAAGGUGUGGAUAUCAAUGCAAAAGAUAAAAAAGGAUUGACACCACUAUUACAAAUGGCAGAAAACAAAAAGGGAAGUGGUAAUGCGUUAGAAAUAAUUAAUCUCCUGAUCCAAAACGGAGCCAACGUCAAUUCACUAGACAGCAAGGGUAAAAAUGCUCUCCUUUUAUUGUGCGACAAUAACCAAAAUCAUCAAAAUGAAAAUCUAAAAGAAAUUAUGGGUCUUCUGAUGCAAAGUGGAUUAAAUGUGACUCCAGAAACGGUCACCUUUUUCAAGGAAAAAUAUUACAAAGAAAAUCGCGAUGAAAUCUUGUUAUUGCUUGAUCAACAACAUCCAGAUGAACCUGUGACCAAACGAAUGAAAUUCGAAUAAACUUCGGUUUCUUGUA
Molecule: messenger RNA, 1429 nt
Organism: Daphnia pulex (common water flea)
Lineage: Eukaryota; Metazoa; Arthropoda; Branchiopoda; Diplostraca; Daphniidae
Product: serine/threonine-protein kinase/endoribonuclease IRE1-like
Exons: 4
Coding region: 124-1413 (429 amino acids)
Biological process (GO): intrinsic apoptotic signaling pathway in response to endoplasmic reticulum stress; IRE1-mediated unfolded protein response; protein phosphorylation
Cellular component (GO): IRE1-TRAF2-ASK1 complex
Molecular function (GO): ATP binding; protein serine/threonine kinase activity; RNA endonuclease activity
Source: RefSeq, a predicted model, not a curated record